This is a messenger RNA of Podarcis lilfordi (Lilford's wall lizard), 3213 nucleotides long. The record is from the annotation of a GenBank genome assembly. Lineage: Eukaryota; Metazoa; Chordata; Lepidosauria; Squamata; Lacertidae.
AUGAAGGAUGUGAGGGGCAACCACCCAAGACACUCCAGGUGUCAAAUGUGGGGCUCAGACCCCUAACAAACGUGACAUGAAGGCUGGCAACAUCAACCCCCCUGUGUGGGCAUCCCUUGCAGAAAACCGCAGUGCCUGGAGACAGACAGGUUGUGCAUCCACAGCAGUGACCAGAGGAGGAAUGGCUGCUGGGAGGAGUGCAGAGAGAAGAAAUGCCCUGGUGCAUCUGCAGCAGCCCAACUGGACGCCUCCAUCUGCCCCGGCUGCAACAAAACAUCUCUCUCCAGUAUCAGUCUCUACAGUCACAGCAGAUGUUGUAACUCUCCACCGAUUUGACUUCAUCCCCAAAGGCACACUCUUCCAUUGUCUCCUGAGACGGACGGAUGCCAACAACAAAAGACCCCCAACUUUUAGUAUUUGAGUCACAGAACUGCAGAGUUGGAAGAGACCCAGGUCAUUGACUCUACCUCCUUGCUGUACUCAAGCUAUGGAAGAAGUCUGAGCAAAGCAGGGAUGGAAGGACAUUCGAGAAGCUGUUCUUAUGUAAAUAUAAACCAAACCAGUUUUAACAAGGAGAAGUAGCAGAGAGGGGUCCCACACAGCGACUAACACCAACAAGCUAAUACAACAGAGCCUUCCCCAACUCCUUCCUGGCUGCGCUCAGGCUUUGUUUGAACCUGCCAUUUCCCGCCCCCCAUGUCGCCGUCCGAGGCGAAGGGUACUCUGCACGCGCUCAGAGGAGCGGAAUGUUUCCCCCGCUGUAGGUAGGCAGGUAAGAGCGGGAAACAGACAGGGAAAAGGAAAACAGCGUCUGUUAAGGCAAGACUAGAGCUGGCUGAAAAGCGCCGCCUGAGCGGGCGCCCGUGCGCCUCACCCCGCCGCCCGACCAGCCAUUCUGCACAAGGGCAGCCUCGCCGCCCGGCCCGCGGAGCCGGAGCAACUGGCCCGCUCGCCCGGCUGCCCGUCGCCGCGCUGGCCCCGCCCCGGGCCCCGCCCCCGCGCCGCCGGCCAAUCCGGCUCGGCGGAGGGGGAGGGCGAUGCAGGCUUUGCGCCCGCCCUCCCUGUGGGCUUAUUGAGAGUUAUAUCAAGAAACCCAGUUCGGAGCGAGCGAGGAAGGGGAGAGCGCGCCGGAGACGGGAGGAGAAGCCUGCGCCGCCCGCCCGCCUGCCUUGCCCUGCCUGCGCGGCCAAGCAACAGCCCGCUCCGGGUCCCGGGCAAGGCGAGGGCUCUGCGGGAAGAAGUUGCGCGCUCAGUUUGCCGGCGGCGCGGAAGGCGAGCGCAGCGCCGGGCGCGGGCAUCGGGCGGCCGAGCGGGGCAUGCCCUGAUCCGGAGGAGAAGCGCGCCGGGCUGCGGGGCUCGCUCGCCGGGCUGCGCGGCCGCCUUGGCCGGGGCUGGGGAGCCGGCGGUGUCGCCUGCGCCGCCGCGAGAGGGAUCGGCAUCGCUUUGAUCAGCAUCCUCCUCGUCAUCCUCCUCAAGUCAGGAGGAAGAGCAAGUAAAUAAGGGAGGGGCGGAGCGGGAGGCAAGGUGGAGGGAGGACGAGAGAGACGCGCCGAGAGAAGCAUGGCGAACCCGGACGGAACUGUGAAUUUGUUCUCUGGAGUUGUGAAUUUGCCACCGAGGAACAACACCUCUGCUCUGGAGGAGGAAGCGCCCGCCUGGCCGGCUGCUUGCUGAUUCCCCUUCCACCUCUCCUCUCCCUCCAAAAAAGACGAAUUUGGUGGCUACCUGGGUGCCCGAUGCAUUGUGCGGGGCUUCCUCUGUGUCUUGGUCCUGGGAGAUCGGAUCCUUCCUCGGCUGCUGCUGCUGCAGUUCAUCGGCACACGAAAAAGCGGCAACGUAAGUGCGAAGUUACAUAUGCUUCUCUCUUUUUUGGAAGGGGAGGCAUUUUUAAAAAAAUAAAAUUGAUUUUAAUGUAUAUUCCGACGGGAGGGGGGGAAUCUCCGCGUCGCUUUGGGCUUGAGUUUGCUGGCUCUGCAGCCCCUACCUGCCUGCAUCAGUGUAAUGGAAAGGAUCACGGAUAUCAACGCGUAGCUUUUAAUGCAGAUGUCAGAUCAGUGCUUCUGACCAAACUCUCUCCGCCUCCCCCUCCCCCAAUCUUAUAAGGACGCCUGGAGCUUUAUUUGCUCCCAUAAGGGCAUCUGAGCAGAAGUCUCUCUCUCUCUCUCUCUCUUUCUUAAGCAGCACUAUUAGACUGCAGUAUUUAUGUGUGGCAGCUGCUGCUAAUAACACAUUCGGAGGGGCAGCCGAGUGUCACUGACUGCAUCACCCCCCCCAUACAACCCUCAUAACAAAAAACAAACCAACCCCCAACAGCAUCUUUCUGCAUUUUCUUUGUAAACAUCUGGCUUGCUGCUUCUGAGUUGGUUCAAGGCUGCCUCCUCCCCAAAUCUUCUGUUUAUGUUGAAGUUGAACCUUCUCCGGCAGAUGCAAGUCACAUACACUGGCACACUGGAACAUCUGGAAAAGGUGACAUUUUGGUUGGCUCUGGGGAAGAAACUAGAGGUCCUGUUAUUGUCUUCCUUAGUUAAUAGAGAUGGGAAGUAGCCAGAGAGCUACUGCAGAAGCAGCAGUGUGAGCAGUUUGUCUGAAUCGUUAAGAGAUCCUAGACCAUCUUACAGCACUAGCCUAGGAUAAAACACACAAGCAGGAGGAAGGGGAGGAAAAUGUAGCUGGGUAAUUUAAUUGGGAGAAGGCAGGAUGCAUGAUGCUUUAAAUUGCAGUGGGCAUACAAUUCAUGCUAUGCAUUUUUUAAAAAAGAACUUCCACUAAAUUUUGGCGUGGAAGGAGAAAGCAUUGCAUGGUAUGCUCAGUUCAAUGGACUGAUUUGAACAAACAUGUGUAUGUGUGUGUGUAUGAGAGAGAAGAAAACGGCAUCUCUCCCAUCAAUCUUGUAACUAGUUAAUUUCAUUCUGAAUGUGUGGUAUACUGGCACAUUCAUGGAGAGGAACUGCUUGCACACACAAACGAAAGGAAGGAAGAAAAGCAGGUGCCGGGUGUUUGUAAGUGUGUUGCAGAAACGUGGAGCAGGGCUUGGCAGUUGCAUCUGGUGUCAGUUAAAAUGAGUCAAUAACACUUCUUUUUUUAUUGUUGUUGUUGUUGUGAUUGUGUUGACAGUGGCUGUCUGGAAGCAAGAGCUCUGAUGUGAUGCAUCCUGCAGUCCUCCCCUUGCGAACGAGGCAGCAGCAUUCCAUCGUGGAAACCUGGAAACCCUAA